Molecule: messenger RNA, 2517 nt
Organism: Syngnathus typhle (broad-nosed pipefish)
Lineage: Eukaryota; Metazoa; Chordata; Actinopteri; Syngnathiformes; Syngnathidae
Gene: gas2b
Product: growth arrest-specific 2b
Exons: 7
Coding region: 24-1340 (438 amino acids)
Biological process (GO): actin crosslink formation
Cellular component (GO): actin filament
Molecular function (GO): actin filament binding; cytoskeletal adaptor activity; microtubule binding
Source: RefSeq, a predicted model, not a curated record
CGAAAGCUGAUCAAAGCAGAGGUAUGGAUGAGGAUGUGGAAUCCACGAACACGAGGGCCGAGAGUCCUUUGAGCCAGCUGACGGGGUUGGGGAUGAGCUGUCUCCUCAGUCAGAAGUAUCGCCAUUGUGGGCCAGGCCUUGCCAGUCCUCAGGAGUACAACCAGUGGCUACCAUGCCGCCAUGAUGCCAGUCUCCUGCCGAUGAAAGAAGACUUGGCUCUUUGGCUCAACAACAUCAUGGGUGUGGACGUCACCGCUGACAACUUAAUGGACAGACUGGACAAUGGUGUCAUUCUUUGUCAACUGGCACAGUUUCUCCAAGACAAAAUGAGCCACAACAGUAAUGGAAAGCCCGUCAUCAAAAGAGUGAUUCAUUGGCGGGCUGAUGCUACUUCAGGAUCAUUUUUUGCCAGAGACAACACCGCUAACUUCCUCUACUGGUGCCGCAAGAUUGGCAUUGACAGGGCCCACCUUUUUGAAUCUGAGGAUUUGGUCCUCCAUAAGCAACCAUGGGAGGUGUGCCUAUGUCUGAUGGCGCUGGGACGCAUGGCAAGCAGGUAUGGAGUUGAGCCUCCAGGCCUUGUGAAGUUGGAGAGAGAGAUAGAAAGGGAGGAAGGAGGGAGUACCUCUCCAUUGUCCCCGCUACCCUUCUCCUUUUUUCCGGCCCCAGAGCUUUGCUCACGCUCACAUUCAAGCAACCCUCCGAGCCCGCCCCCUCCUUCUCCGCCGGUGUCCCUCACUCCAAGCUCCAUCUGCCUCUCGGAAGCCCACAUCACGCCCCUCGCGUCUGAUCUUCCAUCAGCCGCUGCAGAGCCUGUGCCCACAUGUUUAUCCCCCCUGCAGUCCUUCCUCCCAGCUCCAAACCUCAGCACAACCACAGCUUCAACACAAACCUCUUUGUGCUCUCCUGACACAUCUGCAACCUCACAAGGCCAAACGCAGGUGGGCAUUGCUGCAAGAUCCCCCACACCCUCCCGAGCACCAAACUCCAGCAGAAAAAGCACCGACACCAGUAACAUUUUGGAUGAUGGGGUGAGGAUUAUUAUUGAGAAUCCGCCCUGCAGCUGUCCAAACAGGUUCCCUGUUGAAAAGCAGCCAAGAAGCUGUUAUCGUGUGGGGGAAAAACUUCUUUAUAUACGGAUGCUGAAUGAGCGUCACGUGAUGGUGCGUGUGGGUGGAGGCUGGGAGACUUUUGUAAGCUACCUACAGAAACACGACCCCUGCAGAGGAGGACCGAUGGGCAGAUCUGUGAUCAGGGGCUGUCGGGGCAGAGUUAAGCCACUCAAUUUGAGCAUGUCACCUGACAGCUACAUGGUGGUCAAUGCCCAUGGAAAGAAAUAGAUUGUUCGACUGCUCGUUUGUAUUUUUUUGGUACGCACUUAAUAUUCCAACCAAAUUGUACAAGUAUAGUCAAGUAAAACAUUUAUUUCAAACAGGAAUGUGUCCCAUUCAACAGUGGUGUAACAAACUACAUAUUUUGUAUAGAUUAGCUGCAAAUGUCUUACAUUACUUGGAUUGAUUUAGUGAGGUUACAUUCACAGAUUGCAUGUACAAUAGUUUGAUUUUGUGUUUUAUUUAUAUAUGUUAUUUGAAUACCCACGAUUCACAGUCUGAAACUAAUUAUAUGCUUUACUUCAUCAAAUCUGUUGACUUUUUGAGUGCUGGAGUGUCGUGGAAGGAAGUUAUGCACAUUAAUGCUGCAGGAUGACAACUGGUGCUGGUGACAACUGGACAUUUGAAUUUUAUAAGAAUAAAUGUAUGAUCAUGUUAUAUAGAAGAAUUUGAAUCUUUUUCUUGGACUUCAUGAGCAGUCAUGCUAAAAAUCCCAAAACACGUCAGUUUCCCUCUAGGUGGCACUAUGUGCUCAGUGAAAAAAAUACCAUCGCAAUGUUCUGGAAGAAACUGCAAUCCUAAAUACACGACAUCAUCGUCACGCAUUACACAAGACUUAAAGUCAUUUUGAAGCAAACUAAACAAUGGAAACCAGAAAUCUAGUAAUUACAUCUUUUAUUUCGGUAAAAUAAAUAAAAUGGACAGUUUAAUACUGAAAUGUACUGUAAUGAAUUCAUGCAUGUCAGUUAUGUCUUCUCAGUCACCACAAAGCACCUGCAGUGUGAAUUGAACUGGUACAAAUGUAAAAAAAAACAAAAAUAAUAACUAUGCUACUGAAAUGGCAGCUUUUCCGCUGAACACAGGAAAUUGAAAAUUGAGAGUAUGUGCAUUUGAUUCCGAAUAAUAACACUGCUGAAAUGAACAGCGGACUCAGCAUUCUUAUAGUUAUUUUGUCUUGAAACUAAGUGAUAACGUAAAAAAUUCCCGUCUGUGCUGUCAAUUUAUAUUUAUCAAAUGCAACAAUCUGAGAUAGGGGACACAAAUUUGUGCUUAAUCUUCAUGUAAUAUGUGAUAUUACAUGUAAUAACAUGUAAUAAGUUGUAGCACAUCAGAUAGAAAAAAAAAAGUGGGUCAGACUAUUACCACAAGAGUACACAAAAAUACAUGUGUGUAAUAUUGCUUCCAU